GAUAAGGUCGAGAGUCAGCUGUCACCAGAAAAAUAUUUCUGGAAUAACAAAAACAGGCAAAAUUACCCGUAUCCGAUCCGAGUCGAAAAACAAAUCCUCACCAUGAACUGGCACACGGGCAACAUUGCGGAAGCCGUGGCGGAAUCGAAGGCCAAAGACGCCAUCUUCGUAGUCUUCAUUGAGGGGCAGGAUGAGAUGUCCAGAAAGCUGGAGAGGUUCGUGGACGACGGCCUAGUGCGUUCCAGACUGGAAACCUCCGAUUUUGUGGCCAUCAAAGUCCAGGGAAAUAGCUCUGCCUACGGACAGUUCAUGUCGCUAUACAAAGUCGUUCCCGUGCCUUCGCUCUUUUUCAUCGGGAAAUCGGGCACGCCUCUGGAAAUCGCGACUGGAAUAACUGCCAGCGUAGAUGAACUCAUCGCCAAGAUCGACAAGGUCCUAAUCCUGGCGGGAAAACGAACGGAGCCACAGCCAGUCAGCAGUAGCUCGUCAAUUGUUGACGGGUUGGAGCCCAAUACGGUUAGGAGCUUCGCCGGAGCAGAUGACUCAACCAGUUUGAGCAACAAAGAAUCAGUUGAAACAGCUCCAGAAACCAAUUCAGUUUCCAACGCAGCAACUGAAUUAGGAGACCCUAAAUCCAAUCCUCCGAAUUCACCUGCAACAAGCAGUUACGCCUCGAUCCCUGCAGACGUAUCAACGUCCAGUUUGGAAGCUAAAUCAGGUUCAGAGGAAGAGAUCACUACUAUUUCCCCAGCUGUUUUGGCAGCCGAACAGAGGGCUUCGGCCAGCAAAGUGGAUGACUCGGCAUCAACAUCUGGAGCAGUUGCCCGAAAUUUGGCCACAUCUAAUCUCAUGCCGGCGGUUCCACUACUUACACCUGCUGUUCCAGUUUCCGUUCAGCCACCGCCGGAAACUCAGGGACCCACAGAAUCCGAGGAAAGACUGGCGGAAGCUCGGAAACUCCUGGAGGAGAAGCGAAGAGAGCGCAUAGAAGAGGAGAAGCGCCGCGAGAAGGAGACCGAGCUGAGGCGGCGAAGGGAGGGAAGGGAGGCACAGACCCAGCAGGCAAGGAACAAGGAACUGGAGCUUAGGAACAUGCAGGAACAAAUUCGCCGAGAGCGUCUGGAGGAGCAGCAGGCAAGGGAGCGCAUCCGCGCGCAAAUUGCCGCCGAUCGGGCAGAGCAGGCGCAACGUCUCCUCGUUUCAGCGGAUGUUAACAGCACUACUAACUCGGUGGGGGCCACCGCAACAUCCAACGCUAUACCAACCGAGUCCUCGAGAAGUUCCGUGGACGAGACGAGGCUGCAGAUCCGCCUGCCCGGUGGCCUUCAGCGCACCAAAACCUUUCCGGCCAGCGAUGCUCUGGCCACCGUGCGUGUCUACGUGCGAAACGAGCUGCUGGCAGCGAGCGAUGUGCGUGACUUCACCCUGGCCACAAGUUAUCCUCGGAGGGAAUUCCAAACGGAAGACGAGGUCAAGACCUUGACCGAGCUGAAUCUGGUGCCCAAUGCGGUGGUUCUGGUGCUGACUAAGGAUCAAGUGAAUCGCGUGGUCCGGAGCGGUGUCCUGAUGACAAUGCUGGCCACCGUCAUUUGGGCAAUGAUUACACCUGCAGCCAAGGCCUUCGAAUACAUUCACAAGAUGGGACUGCGCCCGCUCACCCAGAAGUUGUCCGAGCUGAUGGGUAGUAUUGGUUGGACAGGACGUCAGGCCGAUGUCGAAGUUGACGCGGGACAUGCUGCUGCUCGCCGUAACAUGGACCUAUUUUCCCUGCGACCGACUCCAGCACCAGGCUACGAAUACGAUGAGCCUUCAACAUCACAUGAAGCGAGGCCCAUGUCCACGCCAGGAAGCGGGGAAGCCGAUAGGCCCACGCCGCAGACGCAACCGGGUCCAGGAAGUACACCGCAGGCUCAUAACACCAGCCAGGCAUCCGGCUCCCAGUCACAACAGUUCCAACAGCGACCCGGUGGUUAUCAGCCGCCAAGAUAUGGGGAUGCGAACAUAAGACGGCUACAGGAUACUAAGAAAGACGACAAGGAUAAGGACAAGGCCACGUACAACGGGAAUUCCACGCAGCAGCAGUAAAACAAUUUUUUCCAGCAAUCUGUUCGACGACAGUCUUUAGAUAUCAAACCUAUAUGAUAACCUGUUAUGCUAAAUUUAAUUAUACCAACUUAAUAUUCCGAAAUUUCAA
Drosophila ficusphila is the source of this 2194-nucleotide messenger RNA. RefSeq names its product UBX domain-containing protein 4. The record is from RefSeq and is a predicted model, not a curated record. Gene Ontology annotation, molecular function: protein binding. Lineage: Eukaryota; Metazoa; Arthropoda; Insecta; Diptera; Drosophilidae.